Messenger RNA from Macrosiphum euphorbiae (potato aphid), 372 nucleotides. Lineage: Eukaryota; Metazoa; Arthropoda; Insecta; Hemiptera; Aphididae. The record is from the annotation of a GenBank genome assembly.
AUGUGCAGAGAAGAUUUCCUAACUGUAAGGAUUGAAAAUUAUUUAUAUCCUAAACCUUACCUAGGGUAUAGUUUUGAAAAAACUGUAGAAGACUCAAAUAUUAGCCCUGAGAGUGAAAAGUGUUUAAGAGAUAGAUGCGUGUCGUUUAUUUUACACCUAGGUAAUCAAUUACAACAAAGACUCCCGCAUAACAUUAAUGUACUAGAAAAUAUUUCUUUGUUAUCAGUAUCAAACACACUCAAAGUAGUAAAAGAUACACUUAUACCUCUCAUGGAAAUGAUGGAUAUUGAGAUGGAAACCAUUGGUAAAAUAAAUGUGCAAUGGGAUAAUAUAACAAAUAUUAAAUGGCUGGAAAAAACUGAUACACAUUAA